Molecule: messenger RNA, 2430 nt
Organism: Darwinula stevensoni
Lineage: Eukaryota; Metazoa; Arthropoda; Ostracoda; Podocopida; Darwinulidae
Source: the annotation of a GenBank genome assembly
AAGAUUAUUUUUGACUGUCCUGCAGGUGCAUUUCAGAACUUUCUUUUUAUGAAUGGCAUUGGAAUCUCAAAAUGUCCUCCAGGGGGGAGGGUGCCAUCAACCUAGCAGAAGUAGCACUGGAGAAGGGAAGAUCCGCUUCGAAACAACUGUGAUGAACCUCCAGAAGAGUGAUCCUCCAAGCUCCGGCAGUUCUGACAGUGGUGAUGGUGAAAUUGUGUGCAAUGGAAUCAUCUUUGAUGAUGACAUAGAUUCUGGAAUCGGGAUGUCUAGGAGAAGUUCCAGUCCAAGUCCUCUUCCCACAAAGCCCAUUCUACAGCAAAAGGGUCCUGGAAUGCACAUGGGGAUUGCACCACCCAGAAAGAGAACAAGGUCUCUUACUGCUGGAUCCAAUUUGAAAAGUUCUGUUUUCCUUCGAGCCCAGAAUCGUACCAUAUACACUGCAGGGCGACCACCUUGGUAUGAUUUCACUAGUGGUCAGCAGGUUGAACCAUUCAUUAUUGGAAUCUGUGGUGGAAGUGCCUCAGGAAAGACAACGGUGGCGAAGAGCAUCAUUUCCCGUCUCAACAUACCAUGGGUCACCCUCCUGAGCUUGGACUCCUUCUAUAAAGUAUUGAAUGAAGAGCAGCAUCUUAAAGCUGCAGCAAAUGGAUACAACUUUGAUCAUCCAGAUGCCUUUGACUUUGAAUUGCUUCUGAGCACUCUGAGGAAACUGAAAGAAGGGAAAAAAGUUGAGGUGCCAAUUUACAACUUUUUGACUCACAGCAGGGAAAACCGAACAAAAACCAUGUAUGGUGCAACUGUGAUCCUCUUUGAAGGAAUCUUGUCUUUCUAUGACCCUGAGGUAUUGAAGAUGGUAGACUUGAAGCUUUUUGUGGAGACAGAUGAUGAUAUCCGACUGGCCCGCAGACUUAGAAGGGACAUUUCAGAAAGGGGACGAGACUUGGCAGGUGUUAUUCAUCAGUAUGAGAGAUUUGUGAAACCUUCCUUUGAUUUUUAUAUUGCUCCAUUGACACUUCAUGCUGACAUCAUUGUUCCUCGAGGCGGGGAAAAUGAAGUUGCUCUCAGUCUCAUUGUGCAGCAUGUUCAUUCCCAGCUUCUAGCUAGAGGGUUCAGAGUGAGGGAGAAGCUGGCACAAGAGAGUCGUAUGGGGUGCCUUCCUAAUUCCCUCUUUGUCCUUCCUGAAACUCCACAGGUGAAAGGCAUCCACACAUUCAUUCGAGACAGAGAGACAGACAGGGAUGAAUUUGUUUUCUACUCAAAAAGGCUGAUGAGACUUCUCAUGGAAUACUCCCUCUCUCUACUUCCCUUCAAUGAAGUAGUUGUGGAUACUCCACAGAAUCAGCCUUAUCAUGGGAAGAGGUCUCAACAAGAGAAGAUCUGUGGUGUGUCUAUAUUGAGAGCUGGGGAGACUAUGGAGCAAGCUCUGAUGGAUGUUGUCAAAGAUGUUGGCAUUGGGAAGAUUCUCAUUCAAACCAACCCUAAAACAGGAGAACCUGAGCUAUACUACUUCAAGCUGCCAAAAAACAUCAAGGACUACCAUGUGAUCUUGAUGGAUGCAACAGUGGCAACAGGAGCAGCUGCAAUUAUGGCAAUUCGUGUCCUUCUUGAUCAUGAUGUUCCUGAAGAGAACAUCAUGCUUCUGUCACUUUUAAUGGCUGAAAUAGGUGUGCACUCCAUUGCAUAUGCUUUUCCCAAGGUGAAGAUUGUGACAACAGCAGUGGACAAAGAGGUGAAUGAAAAAUUCUAUGUGAUACCAGGGAUUGGAAACUUUGGGGAUCGUUUUUUUGGGACAGAACCUCUAGAGUAGAAUAGGCAACAAAAUGAUACGCAUGAGCUUCAGAAUAUGUGUGUUUUUUUUAAGGGUAUCUUCAGUUUACCAUGGGGAUUGAUAUGUGGAAAGGUAUAGCCAUCGCCUAGUGUCUCAUUGAAUUUUGCUGUCUCACUCAGUAUUUGAAAAAUCAAAGCAACAUAUUUAGAGCUUGAUCCAAGUGCAUUGCCAUGAAGCAACCAGCAGAAGAGGAGAAUGAAGCUGAUCAGGAUCAAAUCUGGUGUGCAAAACAAGUACCAUGGUAGUGAACUAGAUACCUGAUAUUAAAGCAAGCAGGUGUGAUGUUACUUUCUUCCUGAAUGAGUGAUGUAUAACAUUUUCUAGUAGUGAUGUUUUCCCUUGUAUGAUCAUGUCAGAAGAUAAUGCAUUCAGGAAUUUUCACUUUACUCUGUGACUAUGGGGGAUAGUGUCUGCAGAGUUUUGCAGUUAACUGUGUAACAACACGCUAGUUUUGUAGUUUUGAUGUACUGCCUGUCUCCCACAUCAAUUUUCAUGUUUUCUGAAGUCUGAAUUGCCAUUGCUGUUGUGUCUGAUGUGACUUCCAGACAAUUUGACCACAAUAGUUUGAUAGGCUGUGCAGCUGUGGUUGAAGUUCUCCAUCA